Ilex paraguariensis (yerba mate) is the source of this 279-nucleotide messenger RNA. The record is from the annotation of a GenBank genome assembly. NCBI's taxonomy places the organism in Eukaryota, Viridiplantae, Streptophyta, Magnoliopsida, Aquifoliales, Aquifoliaceae.
AUGAAGGACUUGACAGAAAAAGGUUUAGGGUACGCAGCAGAGUUGAUGAAGAGAGCGAAAGAGAGAGUAAACGAGCAGUACGUGAGAGAAGUUGUGGAAAUGGUGAGUUCGAGUCAGGCGAGUCCUGACUCAGUUGGUGUGUUGGUACUGUCGCAAUGGUCAAGGCUAGGAUUAGACAGGGUAGACUUUGGGCUUGGUAGGCCCGUGCAGGUGGGUCCCAUUUGCUGUGAUAGGUACUGUCUGAUGUUGCCUGUCUAUGAUCAGAAGGACGCUGUGAAG